Messenger RNA from Neurospora tetraspora, 666 nucleotides. Its product is annotated as ribosomal protein S6. Gene Ontology annotation, biological process: translation. Bases 229 to 582 code for a protein of 117 amino acids. NCBI's taxonomy places the organism in Eukaryota, Fungi, Ascomycota, Sordariomycetes, Sordariales, Sordariaceae. Gene Ontology annotation, molecular function: structural constituent of ribosome; small ribosomal subunit rRNA binding. The record is from RefSeq and is a predicted model, not a curated record. The transcript has 3 exons. Gene Ontology annotation, cellular component: ribosome; mitochondrial small ribosomal subunit.
GCACUGCGGCACUGACGGCAACACCUGCUGCCCACUGAGCCCGGUCACAACAGCAGCCACAGCGGUACCUUUUGACUUCCACUGGACGUAACGGGUCAGGUGUGUGGGGCUCCGAACUUCUUAUCGACGUAGAGUUCCAACCUACUAUACGCGCUUUCGAUCGCAUCGCGAACAACAUCCUUGGUCUUUGUUUCUUCCCCGAGCCGACCGCCCAACCCCCCAGACAAGAUGUUGUAUGAGACUAUUGGUAUUGUCCGCCCGGGCAACAUCGCCGAGGUGAAGGAACUCGUCCUAACAGCCGGCAAACUCAUCCUCAACCAAGGCGGCGUGAUCCGCGACAUCAAGAACUGGGGCACCUUCCUGCUGCCUCGUCCCAUCUCCACCAACCAGCAGCGCCACACGCGCGGCCACUACUUCGUGAUGCGGUACGACGCCAGCAUCGCGACGCACGAGGAGGUGCGACGCACCAUGAAGGCCGAUCCGCGCGUUAUUCGCACGGCGAACGUUAAGCUCGGUGAUGGCAAGCUGGAGACUUUGUCUAGGUUUGGGGGGAUUCCUUGGAGGAGUUUGGAGGAGGCUUAAGCUUUUCUUUUCGUUUUCGUUUUGAGGGCGGAGUAGCUUGGGUUUGGGCUUGGGAGGGUAGAGAAGGGAAAAGGCCGCGGAACG